GUAGAUUCGAAAUUUUGACGUCGCAUGGCGCUACAGUUCUGACUCAUGGGCUUGCGUCCUAUUUGAAAUACCAUUUUCUGCAUUAUUUUUUGCACUCUGAAUUCAAUAAUAUUUCUUGAAAAUCGUAGAAAACUACGAAUCAAUAGUUUUUAUCUAAAGAGAAAAAAGUUUUCAAAGUACUACAAAAUGGAGAGCGCUGCAGCUUCGAUCUUGACGAGAGCUGUGAACAUGGAUAAGAACGAACAAUACACAAUGGCUCUUGUUCUAUACCAAGAAGGACUUCAAAUCCUCGUCGAUUCGAUGAAGGAUAUCAAAGAUCAGGUGAAAAAAAAACAUUUGCACGCGAGAGCUUCGCAAUACAUAGAAAGAGCUGAAAAAGUCAAAGCUCUCAUAGACGAAAGAAAAGCAGCGGGAAAGUACAGAGAGCAGACAAGAAUUGAAGCUGGGAGUAUCGGACAUGGAUAUGCGACACUUUUUGGAAGAUUUUUAGACGCUUCGGUCACCCAAAUUGACAUUGAAGAUCCUUACAUAAGAUCGUUUCAUCAGUGUCAAAAUUUGGUUCGUUUGUGCGAGCUCGCGGUGCAGAAAUGUCACUCUUUAUCAAGAGUAACGUUAAUAACGACUCUCGAUCCGGAUGAUCGGAAGAAUCAGACUAAACGAUUGGAAGAGCUGAGGCAGAGCUUGGCGAAUCGACUUGUAAAUCUAGAAAUUUCGUAUUCGGAAACUCUUCAUGAUCGUCAAAUAUCACUCAGCAACGGUUGGGUCAUAAAGAUUGGACGAGGUUUGGAUUACUUUAAAGCACCGGAUGGUAAAUUUGUCCUUGGAACGUGUGAUCUCGAGCUGAGGCCUUGUCACGAGACAACAAUUGACAUAUUUCACAAGAGCCAAUUGCAACAAAGCGUCAAAUGAAUCUGUAGGAUUAAUCACGAUGGGAAAAUAUUUAAAUUUGUUUUAUUACUUUGACUAUUUUAAGGGUUAAGAAGAAGAAAAAAUAAUCAUAUUGUUAGAUUUUAUUAACUGUAAAAAUAAUGACUGAACUGGUUGUAACUCAGGGCCAGUUGUAUGGCACAUCAAUAAGUUUCUCGAAAGCCCGGAAAUACAGUAUUUUGAUAAAAAAAAAAUCAGGUAAAUAUAUAUUUGAAAAAAUAUAAAUUUAAAUAUAAUUAACAAUGACUAUACAAGUGCAAUUUUAUGUAAUAAUUAUCAUGUCGAUCAUUACAGAGCUCCAAUGCGAUUGCAUUUUCGUACAAAAAUUAAAAUCUAUCUGUUUGAGUUUACUGGAUAAUAAUAAUAAUUUGGAAUGAGUAAUUAA
Messenger RNA from Venturia canescens, 1312 nucleotides. Its product is annotated as MIT domain-containing protein 1-like. Bases 187 to 909 code for a protein of 240 amino acids. NCBI's taxonomy places the organism in Eukaryota, Metazoa, Arthropoda, Insecta, Hymenoptera, Ichneumonidae. The transcript has 4 exons. The record is from RefSeq and is a predicted model, not a curated record.